This is a messenger RNA of Halichondria panicea, 3134 nucleotides long. Its product is annotated as alpha-latrocrustotoxin-Lt1a-like. The transcript is spliced from 37 exons. Gene Ontology annotation, molecular function: protein binding. Bases 52 to 3003 code for a protein of 983 amino acids. The record is from RefSeq and is a predicted model, not a curated record. Lineage: Eukaryota; Metazoa; Porifera; Demospongiae; Suberitida; Halichondriidae.
ACAGUCACCCACGUGGUUGAGUAUAAACACAUAAUUAUCACUGCAUGGAUAAUGGCCUCCAGAGCUGCUCUCAACGGGUUCACUGGCUGGAGCAACAUGAGGCUGGUGAGAGGGAGCUGUGAGACGGCGGAUAUACUCCAGGGAAUAAUGUCUGGCUGUACAAUGAGGGUACUACUAGAAGAGUUGGUGGGUUCUGCUCCUAAGAGAUUGGACAGUUUGGAGGGGCUCACGGCCAAUCAGAAGGUGACGCGUGUCGACUGGUUCAUUGAUGCUCUCAAGACGAGUGGGAGGAUCCCCAAGUCAACCAAGGUGGACUCACAGAUGUUUGCACUGUGCUCGCCAGCCCAAGUGUUCCCAAUACUGUGGAUGUUUGUGUGUGAGGACGUCACCAACACGUGGAGAAUGGCCCCACUAUUCCAGAAGCAGUCUAAGAGUCAGGUCCUCAUUGCUGACCCUCUUGAGGUGGGCCCUCGCCAGCUCCUCCGCACUACAUCUGAGAAACAUUUACCAUUCUACGUCUCAGACAAUGGUAUCUCAAUAACUCAGCCCUACAAGAGAACCUCCAAAGCACUGUUGAGACCCAGCACAGAGUGGCUACUGAUAGACCUGGUCAAUGGACAACUAAAGAUGACUGUGGAUGGGAGGAAGCUUCAUGUGGAGGGUAUUCAGGAUCUUGUGGACACACGAGUACUGUGUGCUCUGGUCAACUCACUGGUGCCAGGGACCUUCACUGCAGAGGUGUUGCUUAGUGACAGAUGGACCAUCAACCUCGCCCUGAAAACAGUCUCCAAGAUUUUCGCCGUCCAAUGUCUAGUGGAUUCUGCUGACCUCAACUCAGCUGACCAACACGGUGUGUGUGCGUUCCUUGUCUACUUUAUAAUGUCUGGUUAUCAGUUCAAACAAGCGCAGGCAGUACUGAACAAAUUGGAAGAGCUGAGAAAAAGGAAGGAAGACCUUCAGAAGCUGCUAGCCAUUGACCCUUCUAAACAGGAGAAGCUAACAAACUCCAAGCUAGCCAAGAUUGCAGAAGAGGUGCAGUGGAUACAAAGUGUGUAUGAUGUGGAGAGUUGCUCCGAGUGGGUGGAGCAUGCUGGCCGUGUACAGGCAGAGGUAAGGGCUACUAUAGCUCAGAAAAUGAAAGAAAGAUUCGAUGUCAUCACUGUGCCAAGGCCACUGUCUAUCAGCCGACUGACUGAGCUGCUGGUAAUCAACCUCUCUCUAACUAGGGACUGUGGGUUCUACUGCAGUGAGGGUAAGGAGACUCUAUCAGUCAACAGGAGGAUUGUGCUCAGGGACACACAGUCAGGUGAAUUCUUUGAAGACUUCUCAGGCAGUGACAACACCAGAGCAGGAACUGUCCGGGAUAUAUUGAAGCUCCAACCAUUUGAGGUAGUGGAAGUUAAUGCUGGGAUCUACUCUAACUAUGAGGUUUACUUUGAGAGCUUCUCACGUAACAAACUGCUCAAAGCAGGCUCAAAGUUCCUGUAUCAAGUGUUCCCAGGCACACUCUCGCAAUGUCAGCGACUGUUACUGAGGGUAGCCAGAGUUGGGGAGACCUCUACCAUCAGGAAAUUGUUGCUUUUCUUCCACAAGAACAAACCAUUUGUCAACUUCCCUGAUCCAGAGUCAGGGAACACAGCUCUUCACCUGGCCAGCCGACACGGGCAUAUUGACGUGGCACUGUUGUUGUUGGAGAGUGGUGCCACGGUGCACUGUCAGAACAGCUUGGGCUGUACUCCAUUCUUCCUGGCCACUGAGGGUCUGCACAGGAACCUCAGCAAUUUGUUGAUUGAGUGGGGCACUGAUGUCCACUUCAAGAACAAAGUCAGUAAGACAGCAAUGGACCUCAUCAGAAACGCUGACUUGGAAAAAUCUUUAAGAAAGAAGUAUACUGAGCACCGUGAGCUGGUUGUCAAGGUGGGGGCGGGGGAUAUGGAGUUUGUAGAGAAGAGGAUAUCUGAUCAUGUGACCAAGAAAGACCCCCUGGCCAGUCUCCGCAGUAGGUGUGUGCGAGGCAACACUCUACUGCAUAUUGUAUCAUCACUAGGGUCUCAAACAGCAUUAGAAAUGCUACUAACAGAACAUGUGGACCCAAGCAUUGUGAAUGAGAGUGGAGCCACUCCACUGCACAGGGCAAGAGCUGCUGCCCUUGUCAAGCCACUACUGACGUAUGGUGCUAAUGUGAACGCCCGUGAUCUCCAUGGCAACACUCCCCUCCACAUGAUGUGUCAGGACUCUAAUGCAGCCGAGUGUGUAGCCCACAUGGUUACCAGUGGAGCUCUACUAGAUAUUGAAAAUGAUAAAGGUCUCCUAGCCAUUCAGUGUGCUGCCGCCCACGGCUUGUCUAGUAUCAUCCAGGUGUUACUGGAUGCAGAUGCAAACUCUGUGCAACAAACCAUUCUACAAGAGAAGCACAAUGACACGACGUCAUCAUCACUGCUCUACUUGUCUCUAGUCAAAGAUCACAUGGACUGCGCUGUGUGGUUGUCAGGUCGUGAUUUCUCUCUGAAGCCAGGAGAGGCUGACCAGUUAGCUCUGAGGGUAUUGAAUGGCCCUCCAGAGUCAUGCAUUGAUCCAGUGGCCACUUUCCAGUUCCUCCUUGACCACGGAGCCAACCCUAAUGUAGAGUACAUCCACGACAACACACCUCUCCACUUGUCUGCUCGUCAUGUUGAUCUCCCUGAGUUAACGACACUCCUCCUGAGCAGUGGGGCUCAUGUGACCUCUGUCAAUACCUCGUUCCUCACACCACUCAGUGUGGCUUGUAAGGCUAACAACCCUGCUGUUGCCACACAGCUCAUUGACAAAGGUUCUAACUGUCAGCAGAUGGAUGUGCACGGGAAGUGUGCGUUUGACUAUGUGAAUGAUCACAAGGAGUGGAUGGACAGCGGACACUUCAGUGAGGAGGUCAAGGCAAUACUCAAAGCUUACAGUCUCAAACAUGCCAAAGAUCUGGUCUAUUCUAUAUCAAAGGUGGUCAAGGUCAACAGGAUCAAGCACUGAUUAAUAUACAUGUACAUCAAUUUACAAACAGACAACAUUAUUAUAAAUGAAAAUUGCACUAUCACUGUUAUAUUGUUAUUGUUUGAUGUCUAUACAAUGUCUAUCUUGUUCCAUGGUGGAAUACGAAAUGA